AUGUCGCUUCUCGGCGCCCGCAAGGCCUUGAGCAACACAUUCACCAAGCAAACACCUCUAUCCUCCAUCCCCUACACCACCCGUCCAGCGAUGGCCACACUAUAUCGCGGCACGCCACCUCCUCGCCUUGCAGUCCAGGUCUCAAGAUACUCCUCCCGACAACGGGUCUCCAACUGGCCGAGACCAAGGUUCCACAGGAAGGUUGAAGCCGAGUACUGCAUAAACCCAGAGCAAGUGAGGAAUAUAUCCGAGAUGUUGAAGAGAAUCGUCAAGACCGCGAAAGAGAACACCCAGCUGGCAAGAGAGAUUCUCAGGCUGUCAAAGGACAAUCUCAGAAGUCUGCACGAGCUCCAGACGAGUCUGGAUGAGAAACCAUUGGGCGAGUCCCGUCCGGCCUUGCAAAAGCAGACGGAAGCGAACAGGAAAGCCGGUCACAUCGACUUCCGUCGGUGUUGCAGCGUAACCAUAGGAUUUCUUCUCGGCUUUGUCUUAGUGCAAAAGCUUUUAGGCCUUCACCACCUCAAGCAAAAGGAGCAGGAGAAGAAAGACGAGCCAUGGGAAAACAAUUGUUGA
Messenger RNA from Colletotrichum karsti, 573 nucleotides. RefSeq lists its product as uncharacterized. Lineage: Eukaryota; Fungi; Ascomycota; Sordariomycetes; Glomerellales; Glomerellaceae. Bases 1 to 573 code for a protein of 190 amino acids. The record is from RefSeq and is a predicted model, not a curated record. The transcript has a single exon.